AACCUGAAAAAACGAAGCACAUUUCGGUUUGGAUGCGAUUUUAAUUUUUGGAGGUUUUAAUUUACUGAAAUUCUAUUAAAAACGAACAAUCGAAUGACGACCACCAGAGGAGGACCUGCCAGUCAACUGGUGCACGUGUAUCAAAGAUUCCAAGAAUAUCAAGCACCUGGGGCUACAGUAUGCAUCAGCUUCCUCAGUCUCAUGGUGAUCAGAAAUACCAUUAUCCUUUUCUUCUCGUUCGCCUUCCUAUCUUCCCAAAAUCGUUGUUCAGUUGCACAAAAAUGGAUUAAAGCUGGUUACUGGUACGGUGGUAGUGACUUCCCAAUACCUGACAUAAAUUCUGCCUUGUUUACACACCUUCUUUGUGCAUUUGCCAAUGUCAACUCAUCCACCUAUGAGCUCUCCAUCCCAUCUGACUUUCAACAGAACUUCUCGAACUUCACCGGCAUCGUCAAGCGCAAGAACCCUUCAAUUGUAACGCUUCUGUCAAUAUGGAAUGGGCAAGCUGAGACAUACAAGUCCAUGUUAGGCGAGGCAGUUAACAGUUCUGUCUUGUCUUCAAUGCUGACGCAAUCCUCCUACAGGAAGUCUUUUAUUGAUUCUUCGGUAAAAACAGCUAGGACUCUUGGGUUUCAAGGAAUAGACUUGUUCUGGCUUUGGCCUAAUAGCACAGAUUUGUCAAAUAUAGGAACUCUGUUGGAUGAGUGGAGGGCUACUGUUGAUUCCGAGCCGAGAAACUCAAGCGUGUCGAAGUUAAUUCUAACAAUGGGUGUUCGCUACUCACCAAGUCUUCAAAGUGUAAGUUAUCCGAUCAAUUCAAUGAAGAGGAAUUUAGAUUGGGCACAUGUUGUAGCAUAUGACUAUCACAUGCCUUCAAGGGAGAACUUUACAGGCAACCAUGCUGCUUUAUAUAAUCCUUCAAGCAAUAUUUCUACCGAUUUUGGCAUUAGAGAAUGGUUAAGUGGGGGAUAUCCAGCAAACAAACUACUUUUGGGUAUGCCGUACCAUGGAUAUGCCUGGGAACUGGUGGAUCCUUCUGACAAUUCUCUUGGCGCACCAGCCUCAGGUCCUGGUGUUACCACUGAUGGUUCAAUAGGCUAUAGGUUCGUCAGAUCAUUCAUUCAAAACUACGGUUAUGGAGCUAGGUCAGUUUAUAAUUCUACUUAUGUAGUGAAUUAUUUCGUUUCUGGAUCAACUUGGAUCAAUUUUGAUGAUGUGGAGACAGUUAGAGCUAAGAUUUCUUACGCGAAGGAAAAGGGGCUACUUGGUUACAACGUGUUUCAAGUGAUCCAUGAUGACAAAUGGGCUCUUUCUCUGGCAGCACAAGAUGAGGUACACCAAGGAAAAAGGAGCUGGUUAUGGCUAAAAAUUGUGCUUCCAAUUGCUUUGAUCAGUAUCUUAUCAGCCUCAUUGAUGUUUUACUACAGAAGGAGACUUUUUAAGCGAGAAGCUACAGGAACCAGAGUCUUAGGUGAUAGAAGUUUCUCUGGUAGAGGAACUAGUUUAUCGGCCGCUGCAGAAAAUUUUGAUGGUGAUGCUCCUAUCCUGCAGGUGUUCAGUUUUGAAAGCAUUAAAACAGCUACAAAUAACUUUUCAAGAGAAAACCAGCUUGGAGAGGGUGGGUUUGGCCCUGUUUAUAAGGGUAAAUUACCAAGAGGCCUGGAAAUAGCAGUGAAGAGGCUGUCAGCAUCAUCAACUCAAGGACUUGAAGAGUUCAAGAACGAGGUUUCGCUUACGGCUAGACUUCAACAUGUAAAUCUAGUUAGGCUUCUGGGAUUUUGCUCCGAGAGGGGAGAGAAGAUGCUAAUAUACGAGUACAUGCCAAAUAAAAGCUUGGAUCUCUACCUCUUUGGUCUGCAAUCUUUUUCUGAUUAGUCAUUGCAGCUAAUAAGUACACAUUUUAUUGACCAGCA
Messenger RNA from Populus euphratica (Euphrates poplar), 1913 nucleotides. RefSeq names its product chitotriosidase-1-like. Gene Ontology annotation, biological process: chitin catabolic process; protein phosphorylation; carbohydrate metabolic process. The record is from RefSeq and is a predicted model, not a curated record. NCBI's taxonomy places the organism in Eukaryota, Viridiplantae, Streptophyta, Magnoliopsida, Malpighiales, Salicaceae. Gene Ontology annotation, cellular component: extracellular region. Bases 94 to 1875 code for a protein of 593 amino acids. The transcript has 4 exons. Gene Ontology annotation, molecular function: chitin binding; chitinase activity; protein kinase activity.